Phaeodactylum tricornutum CCAP 1055/1 is the source of this 1155-nucleotide messenger RNA. RefSeq lists its product with no specific name. Bases 76 to 1155 code for a protein of 359 amino acids. Gene Ontology annotation, cellular component: mitochondrion. Gene Ontology annotation, biological process: transsulfuration. The record is from RefSeq and is a predicted model, not a curated record. Gene Ontology annotation, molecular function: thiosulfate-cyanide sulfurtransferase activity. The transcript has a single exon. Lineage: Eukaryota; Bacillariophyta; Bacillariophyceae; Surirellales; Neidiaceae.
GUAGCCCAACAUAUUACUCCCUUCGAAAAACAAACCGUGUGUCUAAAUUCAAUCUAUGCGAUCUCGGGGCUUCCGAUGAAAAGCUUUGUGUCCAAGGCAGUUUUCUUGUUUGCUUCACUCCGACGACAGCGCGCGGGUGCCUGGACUUCGCCACUUUCGGUGCGCCGACGAUGCCCACGAGGCCACGGAUCCUAUCCUACGCAGUGUCUGUCACACGCCAGUCUACUGUCGGUAGCGGAAUGUCUAGAAUUGUACCAUAAUUCCACACGUAGCGGGGAACGUAGCAUCCGCUUUGUCGACGGUUCUUGGUAUCACAAGGGAAAUCGAAAUGGCUUGUUCGAAUUCCUGAACGGACCCCGUCUACCCGACAGUGUUUACAUGGACAUGGACGACAUUAGUUGCCAGACCGACCUUUUUCCAACUCUCAAUCCCUCCGAUCUGUACCUGAUGCAGCCACCGCGAGCCUUGUUGAGUGCGUGGAUGGACUUUUACAAAAUUCGUCGUACAGAUCAAGUGAUUGUGUACGGACGUUCCGGCAGUGUCUUUUUGCCUCGCACUUGGUUUACCUUGCACGCUGUGUUAAGUCACGUCAGGGUAAGUAUAAUGCAAGGCAGUUUAGAAGACUGGAUGCGCGCGGGUGGUCCACUAGAUGAAGGAGUAUUGGAACAGUCCAGCAGCGUAGUUAGGGCGGCUGAUCUCGACUGGGAACAACCGACCAGGUACGACAGCAACAGCCAGUCACCGAGCGAACAGGCCGUGGUCAGCAUCGUGGACGCGAACUACAUGCUUUAUGUAAUAGGGGACAACAAGUGCAGUACGAAGAUCUUGGACGCGCGGGGUUCCAGUUUUGCAGCGGGUCACAUGCCCGGUGCGGUCCACAUUCCGUACAGUAGUUUGUUGGUAGAUCCGACCAGCGGAAGUCAAUACAAACCGGCUGAAGAAAUGCGGAAGAUAUUUCUUGCGCAAGGUGUGGAUCCCACAGCGAAUACUCCUCUUGUGUGUUCGUGUGGUAGCGGCGUUUCGGCGUGUAGUCUCUAUUUGGCGCUACACGUUUGUGGACGUUCUCCGGAGCAAAGCACCAAGGUGUACGACGGCAGCUGGAAUGAGUGGAAAACGCUGCCUUACACACCGAAAGAACAAGUGCCGAAAAAGUGA